AUGAAACAGACCGUAUUUCACCAGGUAUUCCAGCCUACAUCUUGCUCCGCCAACAUGACGUGGAAGGAUAGCCAGAUGGCCAUCACAAUUGGUGCAGGUAUCCAAGAUGGUGAGAUUUAUGACUUCGCCAAAAAGAACAAUGUGGUAGCAGUUGGAGGAACUAACGCAGACGUGGGAGUGGUGGGAUGGGCUACUGGAGGUGGCCAUGGCUAUCUCACCGGCGAAUAUGGCAUGGGAGCAGACAACAUCCUCGAAGCCUCUAUCGUUACUCCAAAUGGAGAGCUCAUAAUUGCAAACGCCUGUCAAAACGAAGAUAUCUUCUGGGCCAUCCGCGGCGGCGGCGGUGGCACCUUCGGCGUCAUCAUCAACAUGACUCUCAAAGCGUACCCCAUACCGAAAAUGACAUUCAUGGGAUUUGAAAUUGCUGCAAAGAAUGGUACUUCUACCAAGUCCUGGUGGAAGUUUGUUGCACAACUUCAUGGGCUGCUGCCUGCACUUCAGGAUCAGGGUGUCAAAGGAUAUUACACCAUGGGGGGGCCACCCUCCAGCCAGACGAUCGGAGUUGCUGGUUCUCUGUUCCUUUGGAAUGCCAGUAAUGGAACUGCCGACAAAGCCGUGGCUCCCAUCAGACAGCUUCUUUCCGCAAAUAACGAUACUGUGACUGGAUCGGUGUCUACAAUGCCCGUCUCAAAUAUCUAUGAUCUUAUUGGAUCUGUCUCCGCUAUUGAGAAUGUGGGAAAGUCUACGGCAAUCACAGCUGCGAGGCUCAUUACUCGAAAAGUGGUUAUGGAGGAACAGGAAGAACUGGCCCGUGUUCUCGAAGAAAUUGGCCCACUGGCAGUUGAACCAACAGAUGGGGUGUCCAACCCAUCUAUUUCAGGGACAAUGACAAUUAGCCACGAGCCAAUCGACAACUCUCUGAACCCGGCUUGGCGCGAUUCAGUUGUUCACCUCAUUGUCUCUCAGUCUUGGAAAGACUCACUACCGCAAUCAAAGGUCUCAGAGGCGGUCAAUAACAUGACUUACAAGAAACUCAACGCUCUUCAGAGACUGGAUCCCAGCUCUGGCACAUACUUGAACGAGGCGAAUUCACUAGAGCCAGGGUGGCAAUGGUCUUUCUUCGGCACCAAUUACGGACGCUUAAGAGAGAUCAAAGGGAAGAUCGAUCCAGAGGGUCUGCUUUGGUGUCCUCAAUGCGUUGGCAGUGAAGAUUGGAUCCAGCAGGAGGACGGAAAACUGUGCCACAACUAUCAGCCCUUUUCAGUGUAA
Colletotrichum truncatum is the source of this 1269-nucleotide messenger RNA. The record is from RefSeq and is a predicted model, not a curated record. NCBI's taxonomy places the organism in Eukaryota, Fungi, Ascomycota, Sordariomycetes, Glomerellales, Glomerellaceae.